ACCAAAAAAACAAAUGUGGUUAAUGCAGCCAACAAGAGAGAUAAAUGGUUAGAGAGAAAUAUGGUGGGAGCAGGAGAAGUAUUAAUUAUUCUUACAUAGAGAGAGAGAGAGAGAGAGAGAGCAAGGGUGGUUUAUUUGUAUAUAUGAAUAUACGUAUAACCAAGGGGUGAUGAGGGCGACAUGGUGCAGAGCAGGAGAGGGUAUUGGGUAAUUUUUCCAUUGUUAUGCACAGAUUUUUUUCUAUUGUCUUCCGGCCAAAUUUUUAAACAUUUCCUGUUACUUCGGUUUCGCUAGACUUGCUGUAAAUCCUAAUUUUAAUACCUAAAAUUACCUAUUAACACCUCUUCCCCCUCUUCGGGACUUUGGGCACAUUCUGUAUACUAAUAAUAGGAACCAGUAAUUGUAUUUACCAUACUCCUUCAUCUCAAAGUAGUACCGAAGUUUCAAUUCUUCUAAGCACAUGCACGAAUAAUGUCCACGCACUCAAGCUGUUUGAUGUUUUGCCUCUGAAUACUUUUUCCCUUCUUUGUUAUCACUCGGUACAUUAAGAAAUUAAAGAAGCACUAAGAAUUUCUUCCGUUAAAAAUCGGGUUAUGUAUAGCAACAGAUUCUACUCUUUAAGUAACAUUCUUAAAAAUUUUGUCCUGCAAACUCGCCAUUUUGCACGAACCACUCCCAAUGUAAACAAGGUCACAUUGUAUCUCCAAAGAGCAAAGCUCAUUGAUUCAAUAAGACUUAGCCUACGCUCGAAUUCUCCUGAUAAUUCCCUUGUUACCGUGUUAAGCAGUCCAGCAUUAGACUCCUUUGUGGUCACCAAUGCCCUAAGGGCAGCUCCUUCUCCUGACUCUGCUUUGUUUUUGGUCGAAACUUUGAAGAAAAUCCCACAUUUUUCACAUACUCAAUAUACCCUUUAUGCACUGGCCAAGAUUCUGGCAAACUCUGGCCAAGUUGGUAAACUUGAUGCCCUGAUUAAUGCCAUCAAUUCGGGCAAGUUCAUAAAUGUUGCACGUGUUAGUUUCAUGGAUCGCAUGCGGUGGUAUGCUGCUGUUGGUGAUCUUGACGAGGUUUUCAGUAUUUGGGAUGAGUGGAGAAAAACCUUGGAUAAGCAUCCAUGUACGGAGUCGUAUAAUAUCAUAAUGGGACUUUAUGUUCAGAAGGGUAUGGAUUCCGAGGCUGUGAAGGUUUUCCAUAGGAUGAUUGAGGAAGGGGCACUUCCUAAUUCUAGAACGUACACGGUUAUGAUUGAGCACCUUGUUAAGUCUAGGAAAUUAGGUUCAGCAAUGGAGGUUUUUCAGAUACUGCCACUGAUGAGAAUUAAACGUACAUUAAGGCAGUAUACUUCCUUAGUGGAUAUUUUUACUGCCACUGAUCGGUUAGAUUCGGUCAAGACUUUGCUUCAUGAGAUGCGGAGUGACGGGAUAUUGCCUGGUCAAGCAAUGCAACCGUCUUUGCAACGAAUACGAGAGUUGGGCAAACUUGAGGAAAUGGAGGAAUUAGUUAUGGAAAUUAUUCCAGAUGCGAGGAUAAAAACUGUAACUUAUUACAGUACCACAGACUGUAGCGAGGAUGAUAUUGAUGAUGGGGAGGAAGAUACUGACAGUGUUCAUGGAAAUGACAAGGAUGAAGUUCAAUUGAAACCAUGGUUGGACCCUGCUGCUUUGGCUAGUGCCUUGCAGCAUUGGGGAUCCGAGGAGGUAUCUGCACUGGAAAAUGCAAACUUUGUGUGGACAACUCGGUUGGUUUGCAAAGUUAUCAGGAGUUUCAAAUCAGCUGAAACAGCAUGGCAAUUCUUUUGCUGGGUGACUUAUCAGCCAGGAUUUACUCACAAUAUCUACACUAUAUCGAGGAUGAUUACCAAGUUGGCUCGCCAUGGAUGCGUCCAUUUGGUUGAUCAACUCUUGUUUAAGAUACAGCGAGAGGGUAUGAAAUUGUCGUUCAGCACAAUCAGACUAGUUAUUGAAUUUUACGGCAUUACAGGGAAGGGUGAUGCUGCAUUAAAAAUUUUCCGCAAUGUCAAGACCUUUUGCAGUCCCAUGUCACAAAAAAGUAUGCUGCUUCUAUAUUCGUCUCUGUUGAGGACAUUGGCAAAGUGUAAUAUGAAUAUUGAAGCAUUAGAUAUACUCGAUGAGAUGAUUUUACUCGGGAUUUCUCCAGAUAUACAGAUAUUUACGGGGUUGAUGCAUCAUUAUGCACUUCAAGGAGACAUUAAAACUGUUCAAAGGCUCUUCGGGAUGGUAAAACAGAGUGACUUGGAGCCCGAUGCUUAUAUGUACAAGGUUCUCAUUCGGGCUUAUUGCAAGUGCGAAAGAGCUGCUCUUGCAUUGAGGAUCUUUGAGGAUAUGAUGAACUCAGGAUUAAUGCCUGAUUCCGCCACUAAAGACAUGCUCGUGAAGAGUUUGUGGAAGGAAGGCAAGUUAAGAGAGGCAGCUGCAGUCGAAGAGAAAAGUGAGCAGAAGAAUUGCGAGUUUCCAUUAGCUUUGCCUGGACAUAUGUAUACUGUGAGCAAUGCAGAUCUUAUAAGAGUUCAUGACAUAUACUCGAGGAGUUUUACGACAACCGGUGGUCAGGAUUAUGCAAGCAUUUGAGUAAUAGUACAAUAUUGUAUCAUUAAUCUUUCUGUCAUCUUCUGCCUUUAAGCAUUAUGAAAUAUUAUUUUAAGAGAGCAAUUAUAUAUAUCUCACAAUUUGUUUGAAACA
This is a messenger RNA of Olea europaea var. sylvestris, 2696 nucleotides long. RefSeq names its product pentatricopeptide repeat-containing protein At5g66631-like. Bases 594 to 2585 code for a protein of 663 amino acids. The record is from RefSeq and is a predicted model, not a curated record. Lineage: Eukaryota; Viridiplantae; Streptophyta; Magnoliopsida; Lamiales; Oleaceae. Gene Ontology annotation, molecular function: protein binding. The transcript is spliced from 2 exons.